AUGGGGAUUUUUAAGGGGUUUUGGAUGCCCUCGGUGCGCCUGACCCCCACCACCAUGCUCUACUCGGGGCGCUCGCAGGACGGCAGCCACAUCCUGAAAAGCGCCCGGUACCUGCAGCAGGAGCUGCCCGUGCGCAUCGCCCACCGCAUCCAGGGCUUCCGGAACCUUCCCUUCAUCAUCGGCUGCAACCCCACCAUCCUGCACGUGCACGAGCUGUACAUCCGCGCCUUCCAGAAACUGAGCGACUUCCCCCCGAUCCAGGUGCGCAGUGACGAGUCCCAGUACUGCGCGUUGCUGCGGCAGCUGCUGGAGGAUCACAAGGACGUGGUGACGCUGCUGGCCGAGGGCCUGAGGGAGUGCCGGAGACACAUACAGGACGAGCGGCUGCUGCGGCCGUUCCUGGACAAGACGCUGACGUCGCGCCUGGGCAUGCGGAUGCUGGCGGCGCAUCACCUGGCGCUGCACGAGGACAAGCCGGAUUUCGUCGGCAUCAUCUGCACCCGCCUGUCCCCCAAGAAACUCAUCGAGAAGUGGGUGGACUUCGCCAGGCGUUUAUGCGAGCACCAGUACGGGAACGCCCCCCGGGUGCGCAUCAACGGCCACGUGGCCGCGCGGUUCCCGUUCAUCCCCCUGCCCCUGGACUACGUCCUGCCCGAGCUGCUCAAGAACGCCAUGAGGGCCACCAUGGAGUCGCACCUGGACACGCCCUACAACGUCCCCGACAUCGUGGUGACAAUCGCCAACAACGACAUCGACCUCGUCAUCCGGAUCUCGGACCGGGGCGGUGGCAUUCCCCACGAGCUGCUGGACAAGGUCACCGAGUACCACUUCAGCACGGCCGAGGCGAGCGCGCAGGACCCGCGCCUGGGGGGGCCCUUCCGCACCCUGAUGGACGCCAGCGGCCAGCCCGGGCCCAUGCACGGGUUCGGCUUCGGGCUGCCGACGUCGCGCGCCUACGCCGAGUACCUGGGCGGGUCGCUGGUGCUGCAGUCGCUGCAGGGCGUCGGCACCGACGUCUACCUGAGGCUGCGGCACAUCGACGGCAAGGCCGAGAGCUUCCGCAUCUAGGGGGGCUUCGGGGGGCACCCCCGAGGUGGACGGAGCUCCUCGGGGUCCUGGGGAACCCCCAGAGGCGGGAUCCGGAUGGGGAACGGCGGAGAACCUUCCAAAGGUUGGACUUUGGGGUGUGGAACCCCCGAAAAGUUGGGGUUUGAGGUCAUUGAAAUCAUGGAGAACUCUUAAAAGGUGGGGAGAACCUUCCAGAGUUGGGUUUGGUCAUUGAAACCAAGGAGAACCUUCAAAAGUUGGACUUUGGGGUCAUUAAAAUUGUGGAGAAUCCUCCAAAGUUGGGUUUGGUCAUUGAAACCAAGGAGAACCCUCAAAAGUUGGACUUUGGGGUCAUUAAAGUCAUGGAGAACCUUCAAAAGUUGGGUUUGGUCACUAAAACCAAGGAGAACCUUCCAAAGUUGGACUUUGGGGUCAUUAAAGUCAUGGAGAACCUUCCAAAGCUGGGUUUGGUCAUUGAAACCAUGGAGAACCCUCAAAGUUGGGCUUUGUGGUCAUUAAAAAUGUGGAGAACCUUCAAAAGUUGGGUUUGGUCAUUAAAGUCAUGGAGAACCCUCAAAAGUUGGGGUUUGGGGUCAUUAAGGUCAUGGAGAACCUUCCAAAGCUGGGUUUGGGGUCAUGGAACCCCUGAAGGUUGGAGUUUGGUCAUUAAAGUCAUGGAGAACCCUCCAAAGUUGGGUUUGGUCAUUAAAGCCAUGGAGAACCUUCCAAUGUUGGAAUUUGGGGUCAUGGAACCCCUGAAGGUUGGGGUUUGGUCAUUAAAGUAAUGGAGAACCCUUCAAAGUUGGGUUUGGUCAUCAAGGUCAUGGAGAACCCACCAAAGUUGGGGUUUGGGGUCAUGGAAUCCCUAAAAGUUGGGUUUGGUCAUCAAAGUCAUGGAGAACCUUCCAAAGGUUGGACUUUGGGGUGUGGAACCCCCGAAAAGUUGGGGUUUGAGGUCAUUGAAAUCAUGGAGAACUCUUAAAAGGUGGGGAGAACCUUCCAGAGUUGGGUUUGGUCAUUAAAGCCAUGGAGAACCCUCCAAAGUUGGGUUUGGUCAUUGAAACCAAGGAGAACCUUCAAAAGUUGGAGUUUGGGGUCAUUAAAGUCGUGGAGAACCUUCCAAGGUUGGGUUUGGUCAUGGGAACCAUGGAGAACCUUUCAAGGUUGGACUUUGGGGUCAUUAAAAUUGUGGAGAACCUUCCAAAGUUGGGUUUGGGGUCAUGGAAUCCCUAAAAGUUGGGGUUUGGUCAUCAAGGUCAUGGAGAACCCUCAAAAGUUGGGUUUGGUCGGUAAAAUCAAGGAGAACCUUCAAAAGUUGGACUUUGGGGUCAUUAAAAUUGUGGAGAACCUUCAAAAGUUGGAUUUGGUCAUCAAGGUCAUGGAGAACCCUCAAAAGCUGGGUUUGGUCACUAAAACCAAGGAGAACCUUCAAAAGUUGCGUUUGGGGUCAUUAAAGACAUGGAGAACCUUCCAAUGUUGGACUUUGGGGUCAUUAAAGUCGUGGAGAACCUUCCAAAGUUGGGUUUGGUCAUUAAAGUCAUGGAGAACCUUCCAAAGUUGGGGUUUGGGGUCAUGGAAUCCCUAAAAGUUGGGUUUGGUCAUCAAAGUCAUGGAGAACCUUCAAAGGUUGGGUUUGGGGUGUGGAACCCCCGAAAAGUUGGGGUUUGAGGUCAUUGAAAUCAUGGAGAACUCUUAAAAGGUGGGGAGAACCUUCCAGAGUUGGGUUUGGUCAUUAAAGCCAUGGAGAACCCUCCAAA
Messenger RNA from Haemorhous mexicanus (house finch), 2804 nucleotides. RefSeq names its product branched chain keto acid dehydrogenase kinase (gene BCKDK). Gene Ontology annotation, molecular function: pyruvate dehydrogenase (acetyl-transferring) kinase activity. The record is from RefSeq and is a predicted model, not a curated record. Gene Ontology annotation, biological process: protein phosphorylation; regulation of glucose metabolic process. NCBI's taxonomy places the organism in Eukaryota, Metazoa, Chordata, Aves, Passeriformes, Fringillidae. The transcript has 11 exons. The coding region runs from base 1 to 1068 and encodes 355 amino acids. Gene Ontology annotation, cellular component: mitochondrion.